Pollicipes pollicipes is the source of this 866-nucleotide messenger RNA. RefSeq lists its product as uncharacterized. The transcript has 3 exons. Lineage: Eukaryota; Metazoa; Arthropoda; Thecostraca; Pollicipedomorpha; Pollicipedidae. The record is from RefSeq and is a predicted model, not a curated record. The coding region runs from base 242 to 631 and encodes 129 amino acids.
UCUGUGCUGCUGUCAGUGAUCUGUGCUGCUGUCAGUGAUCUGUGCUGCUGUCAGUGAUCUGUGCUGUCACGUGUGAUGCGGACGUGCGCUGAAACGGUGACUUUAGAUUCGUGAUUAGUUGAAUUUAGACCUUUAGUGGAAACCGACGAGCUACGCAAUCUGUGACGAGAAGAGGCUCAACUGCAGCGAGCUAACGGCUCGCAUCAUCUCAUCGGACCCAGCGGAGCGGCAUUCCGUAACUAUGUCAGCGCCCGCGGCGGAGACGACACUGCUGCCGUCUGGCGGGAUGACAGCAGCGCCGCUGGACGGUCGCCUGCUGCACUAUGUGGAGCUGAGUCCCGAGAUGGAGAUACUGCUGAACCCGCUCGCCUGGCCGAAUAACUGGAAUGAGUUCCUGAUCCGGCAGUUUGGGUUCACUCUGACGGACCUCAUCGCCUUCAUGGUGUUGUCGUUCUUCUUUUGGAAGGUGCUGGUUCUGUUCAUCCUGCCAGGGAUCUAUUUCCGGGUGAUGCUCUACACGGACGAGAUGGAGGCCGACUCGGACCGGCGACCGGACCGGCGGCGCCACCACCUCGGCUGGAGCCUGGCUCAGGUGAUGGAUGCGGUCUUCACCGCCGGGAGGAGCGCCUGACACAACGACGACAUUGGGCCGUUCUAACGACCCAUCACGUGAGCUGCCGGGGAAGGGGCCGAGUCGGGAUGCGGGUCACCCGUUGAGAUUGCCGUUGUGUGUAUUUGCGUGCGUCGAUGGGUCCCGAUUUAUGCAACGAUUUCGCUGUGUCAAGUUUGCUAGCAAAUGGAUUUGUUCAAAUAUGAACAUGCUUUCAUCGAAGCAAACGAGAACGUGUAAUAAAUGUACCUUUAUA